AUGGAUCUGGAUAUCGAGAUGGACGAUGCAGCGCAGCAGGCGCCGCUGGUAGAGGAGGAACCUUCGCACGCCGAAGACAUUCUGCAACCUGACGAACCGGAAGAGCUAGGCGAAGUGAUAGAGGAAGACGGCGGCGCCGGUGCGGCAGCCGCGAUCGCAGACGAAUCCAAGACCCUGGUCCCGACGAAAGUGCACAUCCGCGGCCUCGACACCCUGAGCACCGACGACAUACGCAACUACGUCAAGGCGCACUACGGCCCCGUGGACAGGGUGGAAUGGAUCGACGACACGUCGGCCAACCUGCUGUUUGGGGGGGAGUCGACGGCGCGGGAGGCGCUGGUCGCCCUGUCGGCCACCGAGAUCGCCGACCCCACAGCCCUGGCGGUGGGUGAGAUCCUCCCGGCCAAGCCCGUCGAGUCCAGGCCCGAAAUCACCCUGCACGUGCGCACGGCCUUGCAGUCGGAUAGGAAGCAGCCCGGCGCCGCGAUGCGCAGCCGCUUCUACCUAAUGAACCCAGAGUACGACCCGGAGGAGAGGCGCCGGCAGCGCAACAGCGGCAACGGCAACGGGUACCGUGACCGCGACCACCACCAUCACCAUCGUCGUCGUCGCGACUCGGACAGACGCCCCCCGCGCUUCGAGGCGAGCAUGUACGACGACGCGCCCACUCGACCGUCCCGUUCGCGUUCGCGUUCGCGCUCCCGCGACCGUCGUCGCGACGGAGACCGCUCAUACUCGCCCGACCAGCACCGUCGGCCGUACGCCCGCGAGAACAGGGGUAAAGAACUCUUCGGCGGCGGUGGCAGCGGCCGUCGUAGGGUGAGCAGCAGGUCUGCAUCGCCCCGCGGAGACAGGGACAUGGACGUCGACGCCGUCGACGAUGACGCCCCGUCGAGCAGCAACAGCCGCGUCAGGGCACGCUCCCUGCGCGACGACAGGCAUAGAAACGAGUCCAAGGAGUUGUUCCCGUCCAAGGCCAAGGCCGCGUCGGGACGCUCGGGGAGGCUGGACCGGCUCGAGACGGCGCUGGGAACCGCCCAGCUCAGGGAUGAGGACAUGCCCAGGAUCGUGGACGGCGGGAUCAAGAUCCGUGGCGCGGCCGCAGGUGGUGCCGCUGCUGGACAACUGGGCUUCAACAUCAAGGGCUCCGCGGCGAAUGCCAGGGAGCUGUUUCCCGGGAGGUUGGGCGGGAAUGGCAAUGGGAGUAGCACUAAUGCGGGCAAGGAGUUGCUGGAUAAGAGGCCUAGCAGGCGGAAGGCCGAGGAUCUUUUCGGAUAG
Molecule: messenger RNA, 1278 nt
Organism: Geosmithia morbida
Lineage: Eukaryota; Fungi; Ascomycota; Sordariomycetes; Hypocreales; Bionectriaceae
Product: Protein of unknown function (DUF2414)
Exons: 2
Coding region: 1-1278 (425 amino acids)
Cellular component (GO): nucleus; cytosol
Molecular function (GO): mRNA binding; RNA 7-methylguanosine cap binding
Source: RefSeq, a predicted model, not a curated record